ACUUCGUGAAGAUGCAUCAGGGUAGAAUUCUGUGACAGGCACCUCAUUGACAUAUUCUUCUUUUUUUACAGCGCAGUUCUGUAGUUAACCCGCGUGCGCACUGAACACCUCUAUUGUCUCGUCGCUGCACGCACAACUAUAGGGAGCGAGCGCGCGGUUAUGAGCGUGCAAGGGAGCGGCAUGCGCUGACCCGAAUCUCCGGGCGCAGGCACAGACGUGGACAGACGGCAGUCGACACAGACUGCAUGACAGACAUCAACAGAUGAUAUGGCGGAGAAUAUCUGCGCCGUUUAACGUUGCCAACAUCGCUCCGGUCCUAACGGAAGACCCUGCAGAGGAUCACGGGGCUGUGAGAGACGAGCCGCGGCGCAGUUUGUCUAAUCCACCUGUCGUGAUUUGGGGCAGGUUUCCUGUCAUCCACUGUGGAGAAAGAAGGUGUCGCUUGAUUUAUGAGAAGUUGGGCUCUGGGAUUUGACAGCUUCUGUUAACCUCAUCGCACUCUCAUUUUGGAUAAGUGACGAAAAACAUCCCUAUCGCCCAUGUUCCGGCCAGGAGAAAGGGCUGUUGCGUCUCGCAGACACAGCUGGCGUAGUCAGACUUGACAGCCCUUGUUUUUUUAGCGGUUGUUUUGUCGUCGGCAGAGGGCCUGACAGACACCGCAGACUAUUGUUUUGAGAGCGAGUUAGGCUCUAGUUCCAGCUAACAGCGGCGGCGCCCCGUUUUAGCGAACCCCCACCCAUUCUCGCGGGUACCUUGGAUGGGGGGAAAGCAGAGCACGGCCGGGCGUCCCCGGGGAGCUUUUCCCGGUGUCUCCACAGAUGACAGCGCAGUACCACCCUCGGCCCACUUUGGCCACUACAGACCAGGCGGUCCAAUGGGGCUGCGGAGCCGGUCUGUGAGCUCUGUGGCGGGGAUGGGCAUAGAUCACAGCGCUGCGGUACCAUUCGGUUUCUAUAACCCGAGAGCAACGGACUCAGACAGGGCCGGCGGUGGGUCUGGCUCUGAUGCAGCCCCUGGUAAUGCGUUUCAGGAGACAGGAGGGGGACAUCAUCACACUGACGGCAUGCUUUAUCUGGGAUCCAGAGGAUCGUUGGCAGACACCUUGCCCUUGCACAUCGCACCCCGGUGGUUUAGCGCCCACAGCGGAUUCAAGUGUCCCAUCUGCUCCAAGUCCGUGGCCUCCAAUGAGAUGGAGGUGCACUUCCUCAUGUGUCUCAGCAAGCCCCGCCUCUCCUACAAUGAUGACGUGCUGGCACGUGAUUCUGGAGAGUGUGUGAUCUGCCUGGAGGAGCUUCAGCAGGGGGACACCAUCGCUAGACUGCCCUGCCUCUGCAUCUACCACAAAAGUUGUAUAGACUCCUGGUUUGAAAUCAACCGCUCCUGUCCAGAGCACCCAUCUGACUGACUUACUGCCUGACUGGCAAAGGAGCCCAGCUGCUGCAGGCUAAGGUUGCCUCCUGUGCUCCUACCCAACCUUGUCCCCUCCUCCUCCUCCUCCUCCUCCUCCUCCAACUCCCCGGACUACCGGACUCAUAACCGAGAACCAAACAGCAACAAUGAAUGACGAGAAGACCGGAGAGAUAGAGAGAGAGACACAGCGAGAGAGAGAGAGAGAGAGAGAGAUAAAGAGAAAGAGAGAUGGAAGCAAUCACUCCAUCCACUGAAGUCAGCCUUUUCCCAAAGGAUUCAUCAUUAAGACCAACCACCCAAUAAUAAUAACAAUAACAAUAAUAAUAACAAUAAUUGUUAUAAUUAUUAUAAUAAUGACAACAAAAUGUAUCUUCAACUGCAUGGCCAGCCCCCAAAACAACUUCUUGCUGGCCCACAAAAUCAAAGCUCCACCUAUCUACUGGUUUUAACAUGCACACAACAUCGCUUUGCCCACAAUCGUAAUGCAGAGCAGUGUGUGUAUGAAUGUUGCUGUGUUUGCUGUGUGUGCUUGUGCGAAUGAGAGAGAGAGAGAAAGAGAGAGAGAGAGAGAUGGAUUUGUGACCAUCUGAGAUGUUUUGAUGUCAGUCCUCAUAGGGGCAAUAGACAUCUCAGUAUAGACUCACUGUGUGUGUGUGUGUGUGUCUGUGUGUGUGUGUGUGUUCCUAUUGAAGCGUGUAGCCACAGACCUUAGAGAUGAUAAAUCAUAGCCGUGUCUAAAUGUUUACGGUCCGCAUGCCUCAUGUGUGUUUGAGUUGUGUUUCGCGUGUGUCUGAGUGUGUGCGUGCGUAUGUGAGUGUGUGUACGCGCGUGCGCUUCUGCUGUGUAACUGUGAUGUAUAUACUGUAUGUGCGUACACUUCUGCCGUAUAUCUGGGAUGUGUUUGUAUGUCUGUGCGUGUUUAUGCGAUUGUGUGUGCUGGAAAUGAGACACGGGCCAGUCUUUUCCCCAGUUUUCUCAUUGUAAAGGCCUGUGCUGUUAUAAGGCGUUGUGUGUAUGCUAAGUCUGUGUGUGAUAAAGUCUGUGUGUGUGUGUGUGUGUGAGAGAGAGAGAGAGAGAGAGAGAGAGAGAGAGAGAGAGAGAGAGAGAGAGAGAGAGAGAGAGAGAGAGAGAGAGAGAGAGAGAGAGAGAGAGAGAGAGAGAGAGAUACCUGUUAAAGGUUAUUUUUGGGGGGUCAUAAUGGAUGGCUGGAAAAUGGCUACUGAUGGGGUGAUGUUGCCGUGACAACUGAACAGAGUGAUACGGAGAGACGAGCUGUUCUUCUUUCACUGGACUUGAUGAAGCUCAGCCGUGUGCUGUUGUCUGCAGACAUGCUGGUGUAUACACACACACACACACCGCACACACACACACACACAC
Engraulis encrasicolus (European anchovy) is the source of this 2787-nucleotide messenger RNA. It is a transcript of the gene znrf1, whose product is annotated as zinc and ring finger 1. Gene Ontology annotation, biological process: proteasome-mediated ubiquitin-dependent protein catabolic process; protein K48-linked ubiquitination. Gene Ontology annotation, molecular function: ubiquitin protein ligase activity. Lineage: Eukaryota; Metazoa; Chordata; Actinopteri; Clupeiformes; Engraulidae. The transcript has 5 exons. The coding region runs from base 758 to 1405 and encodes 215 amino acids. The record is from RefSeq and is a predicted model, not a curated record. Gene Ontology annotation, cellular component: intracellular membrane-bounded organelle; membrane; cytoplasm.